AGACAUGGGUUACAAAGAGGAUGGAAGAGUGAUAAUAUUAUUGUUUCUGACAAUUCUGUAGACACCGAUUCGCUGUCGACUAAAUAGAGUACCGGUAAACAUAAACUAAAGCAUCCACCGAAGUUCUUCAAUAAUUCUUGUUUCAGAAACUUUUCCUUGAGCAAUCGGUCGACAUGCAUUUCUCGAAUUGGCGAAUGAAAACAAUUGCAGUGCUAAUUUCAUUACUAACAGCAUUGAAUGGACUAGAAUCUGCUCUGCCGACUUGUAAAGAGAGUGAUUUCCACUAUGAGUUCACUGAGUGUGAUGCCAGUGGUGGGAGGUGGAGAGUGCAGGUUCCCAAACCUGGUGUGUGCAACAAUGGAACCCCUAAGCCACCUGUCAGAGGACGGGAUUGCAGCUUUUCGUGCGAGCCAGGGCAGUACCUGGACGUGCAAGGGGACCAGGAUUGCCACGGCUGCCCGAAGGGGACCUAUUCGCUCGGUGGCGGGGUGCGAUUCGAGAGCUGGGAUGAGCUGCCGGACGGUUUCCGCGUUGUCUCCGACUCGUUUGAGAGUGCAAUGGAUGAUGAUAGCUGGGAUGGCAUGGCUGCUGUGAUGAAAGAUGAGAACUGUACUCUAUCGUCCUGGCAACCACGAGGUGAUUUCAUCUCAUCAACGGCAGAUCUGUGUUCGCAAAGCUUGGUGUACACAGCCAGAUUAGUGAAGCCAGGCAAAGUGACCUACACAUACCAAUUCACAGACAGCGAUGUCAUCUUCAACUUUCUGGUGCAAAACGACGAAUGUCGAUCAUAUACAGAUUCUGCAAAAUGGCCAAGACACACAGGAGAAGGAGAAUGGAAUACUGCAGAGGUUUUGCUGAAGUCUGGGCAGAACAUCUUGUCCUGGAAAACGAUCGGGAUCAACUUCGAUACGAAACGGACUCCGAAGCCAGUUCUGAUCAAGCGCAUUGAGAUUAGUGGUGUGGCCUACACUUCGGAAUGCACGCCGUGCGCUAACGGCACGUUUGCCGAUGCGGAGGGAUUCACAGAGUGUAAGGCGUGCCCAGUCAACACCUUCUCACAUCAUGGGGCCGACGCCUGCACUCCAUGCUCCGACAAGGAGUACGCACCCGAGGAGGCAGCAUCGUGUGUUGCUCGGCCGUGGUGCACCAAAAGGGAUUACUUUGAGACUCACACACCAUGCGACGAGAACAAGGAGACGCAAGUGAUGUAUAAGUGGAUCGAGCCGAAUAUAUGUCUGGAUGAGGCAGAGGGUGCAGCCAAGCUGCCCACGUCAGGUUCUAAGACGGAGUGCGGACCCUGUAACCCCGGCAUGCAGUACGUCAACGGUUCCGUGUGCGAGUUCUGCCCGACCGACCAAUUCUCGGACGGCAAGCGCCCAUGUCAGCCUUGCCCGGCAUCUACAGCACCCGACUAUGGACUUAAUUACAAAUGGUGGAACUCUAUGCCGCCCUACAUGUCGGCUGACUGUUUCACACUCGAUACGACCGGGUGCGCGACGCCCGAGGGCUGGCAGCUGGCGGGCGAUCGCGUGCACAGCGGGCUGGGACAUGCCGACGAUGUCUACCUAGUGCUGUCACUGCAGCUGAACGGAUUCCGCAGCGCCCGAGCUCUCUCUAAGCUAACCGAAGUCGGUCGAGUCAGCUUCGUCUUUGAGCUGCAUUGCACGGCCGAUUGCUACCUGUACUUUAUUCAGGACAAAAGUACUGUCAUCGAGAGCUGGAGUGGAAACCAAGGGAAACAGCAAUUUAGCUAUGCCAUCUAUGACGGUGAGACCAAGUUGCUGCACUGGGCGUUCACCAAAACAAACCUAGAACAGGCGUAUGCAUCGAACGGGGACAAGAACUACCAGCACACGAACGACCGUGUCAUCAUUUACUCCAUCACUGUCACUAACACGCUGCAGGGUGGAGCUGAUGAAUGCCAGCCCUGCCCCCGUGGCAGUGCCACCGACGGUUGCAUUCCUUGCCCACCGGGGAACUACAUUGACAGCAACACGACGCGCUGUGUUGAAUGUGCACCAGGCACAGUUGUCCAAGAGGCAGAGGCGUAUGACAUAGACUCCUGCAAGCCCUGUGGUCCAGGGACGUUGACCAAGGACCAUCUGAGUUGCUACAGUGACUGUAAACUCACGUUACCAGGCGGUAAUAUGUUUGACUUCUCCCCACUUCAAGGGUAUCACACACUACAGGGAGCAACGCUGUUCACAGCAAGUGGAACCAAGUACUUCCACAUGUUUAAUCUGUCACUGUGUGGUUCGCCGGACAAGCAUGUAGUUCACUGCACAAACAACGUCACUGUCGGAACUGAGAACGUUGAGGAGGAAGAGACCGGGGAGGGAGUGGAUGCUCCCAUAUGUAGAACAACUGUCAUCCCACAAAAAUCACAUGAUGGAGACUACCUACUAUCUGCCCAGUCCGUGAGUCUUGGGGAGUACCUUGUGGCAGUUACAGACCAGCCAAAGUUCCAGAGUAUGAGUGCAGCAAAGGCACCUCUUGAUGUUAGCAAAGACUUGGGUUCGGUUCACUUCUACUUCCAUUCUGUGUCGGCAACACAGGCAUGCCCAGAUGGUCGGAGGAGCGUGAUCUCUCUUCAUUGCAACGAGAGCUAUGAGGCUAAAGGCCAGAUCAGAAUGCCAGGCAACUGCCCAGAUGGAACGUGUGAUGGAUGCACCUUCCACUUUCACUGGAUCACCAAAUAUGCGUGUCCCAUCUGUGCAGAUGAGGACUACAACAUCAUGAAGGGAGAAUGCAAGAAUGGCAAGCAAGAGAUUCAUCGCCUAAAAGCUAGUGAAUGCAUAGAGGCUGAAGCACCACAAAUUACGACACAGGAAUGCAGUGUGCUUCCGAUGCAGGUGCAAAUUGUGAUUGCAGUCGCAAUUGGUGUGGGAGUUCUUCUAGUUGGAUUGCUAGUGUACUUCUGGAAGAAGAACAGAAAGCUAGAGUACAAGUAUUCGCGGCUGAUGCAAGGUUCCUCGGGCAAGGAAGGGGAGCUACCUGCAGCUGAGACCUGUGCCAUUGAUGACGACGAAGAAGAACAGUAUGACAGCAUCGAGUUCAGUAACAGUCAAGGCAACAAACUCCUCAAUAAGCUGUCGAAGUCCUUCAAGGGAAAGGAAUCCUUUGACAACCCAUUCGAGAGCAUUAAACUUUCGGAGAAGACACCAGUUCUGUCCUAAAGGCGUAUCUGUGGCCACCGAGUGAGAGAAUGAGAGAGUGCUAGCUCUGGAUCUCUCAUUGCCUCCACACACCUCUGCAUUUGGACUGUAUGAGUAAGAAAGUGAGCAAAUGAACAAACUGAGUGGAUAGCAGAAUCGGUGCUACGUGGGAUUUCCAGCAUGUGUGAAGUUAAGUAGGUGAAAUUUUUUACCCAGUCACACUGACAUGGUGUAUUCUUCAGGGAUAAAAGCAGCUGAAUUUAUUCGAUAUUAUAUAUGUAGAUACACUACAGCAGGUAAUAUAUUCUGAAUUUCACUGUGAAAGCAUAUUGGACCAUUAACUAUUUAAGCACACAGGUAUAUUUUGGCAUUUUUUAUCUAGGUGAAUAUAAUAUUAGGUAAGUAAUGGUACUCUCUGUGGAGGAAUUGUGGCAAGCUAUUAGGUUAUAUGCUUUUUGGGCAUUUAGUGGAGUUGAAAGGAGACAUAUUGUUGAAAUAUCGCUGCAUAUUGUGCAGUAAGAGUUGGAGUCAUUAAAAUGCAAGAGAUUGUGCAGGAUUAGAAUUGAUAUACCAAAGAAUUUUCAGUGGCACGCAGAACUAUUAUAUUUAUAUAUCUGAAAUAGAUGUGACAUUAUACAACGGUUGCAAAGCUGUUUGCCCGAGAAACAGAAAAAACAUUCCAUGGUUAAGGCAGUGUAUAGUUUAUGUUUAACUUGGGAACUAAUUACAAAUCCAUGAUUAAAGCCAGGCAUUCAUAAUGCAUUGCUUACCUCUGUAUGGCACCCGUAGGGAAUUUGCACGUAGGCAGACUGCCAAAGAUAGAAAGUACAAUCAGUUGUAUAGUAGGCUCUAUAAAUGAAAUAUAAGCUGAUAUAAUAUAUAUACACAUACAUAUAUAUAUAUAUAUAUAUCAUGUAUAUACAGUGUUU
This is a messenger RNA of Priapulus caudatus, 4084 nucleotides long. RefSeq names its product UPF0577 protein KIAA1324-like. The transcript has 25 exons. NCBI's taxonomy places the organism in Eukaryota, Metazoa, Priapulida, Priapulimorpha, Priapulimorphida, Priapulidae. The coding region runs from base 174 to 3176 and encodes 1000 amino acids. The record is from RefSeq and is a predicted model, not a curated record.